Molecule: messenger RNA, 1096 nt
Organism: Schizosaccharomyces japonicus yFS275
Lineage: Eukaryota; Fungi; Ascomycota; Schizosaccharomycetes; Schizosaccharomycetales; Schizosaccharomycetaceae
Exons: 2
Coding region: 188-964 (258 amino acids)
Cellular component (GO): mitochondrion
Source: RefSeq, a predicted model, not a curated record
AAAAAAAAAAUGAAUGUUAAAUUUUUCCAUAGAAGAAUAUGGGAACUGGAAGUGCUGAAAAUGUGUGGUACAUUUGCUUCUGAAUGUAUCUCUCGAUUGAAUCUAUCUAAUUGUCUUCUCUGUGGAUAAUGGGUUCGUCGGUUUAUAAUUAUGUACUUCAUUUAUUCACUGACCGCAUGUCUGAUUUAUGAGAAUGAGGGUUUUUUGGAAUGCUAAAUACGGAGGUCAGCAUCGGCUGCGCGUGCUUCACUUGUAUAGGAUAGGCCUGAGGGCAUCUUCAAAGUUGCCGGACAUAGACUUACGACGACUUGCCAAAGAUAUUUUUAUUGGAAAAUUCCGCAAGGCUCGAAGCGUCCAUCAUCCGAAAAAAGCGGGUUCGCUUUAUCGACUAGGUUGCGAAUAUGUGAAUAAAUUUCAGAAAACUAUUCGCGGUACAUUUCCAACGGAGCAGCUACGAAAGGAACUACAGCAUAGGUUUUCAGAGUACUUACUAUGUACAAAGCAAGGCGGUUUAGAUGUUACAAAAUUUCAGAAACGGGGUUUGCGUAAAACGCCUUUGACUGAAGAACGAGUGUUAGAAAUUCAAUCAAAGGCUGGAAACCGAUUGAUGUUUGAUUUUGUCCAUACGUCAAGUUAUGCGACAUUUCUUCGGCCAAAGUAUGCAAAGCAAAGUACGAGAUUGUCUAUGUCCCUAAAGUCAAAGAUUAGAAAGACACAGGAAAUGCGUGACAGUCUAGACAGUCUAACCCAGCUACUGUAUCACGCGAAAUGGGAAGAUGCCUUCGAGAGCAGUCUGUUUCAGAAACGCUGCACAGAAGAACCGACUUGGUCGAAAGAGAUAAGUGCUUCCCUGGUUUUUAUUCAAUACAAUUUAAUUGUGGAAAGAAAGAAACAAACAAGAACUUGGAUUCAGAAGCGGGAUAUUUAUGAAAAGUUGGUUUCAAUGGUUCAUCGCGACUGUUAAUAAAAAAAUGAGAGGAAGCAGUCUAUACUUGGCUUCCAUUAUUGUAGUAGUAACCAGAUAAUGAAUGUUGAAUAAAUUUCAUGAAGGGGCCAUUAAUAUCAUAAAAAAGAAAGAACAGAAAGGGGUUCCAAA